AAAUCAGAAAUCCAAACAAUAACAACUUUUAAAAUAAAAAUACAAAUGUUUUCUUUGAAAUUUAUUUAAUUUAAACAAAAAUGAAUGAAGAUACUGCAACAGAUCUUAUAAUAGAAGCUCUAGAAGUAUUUAUCAAUCACAUCCUCUAUGUCCGUGAUGUUUACCCGCCACAAAUAUUUCGUAAAAGAAAAAUAUACGACUGUCCAGUAUUUGUUUCAAUUUAUCCAAAUGUAACAAAUUAUAUAACGGAAGCCCUAACCACUGCACGACAGCUUAAAAAGAGUAAUAAAUUGAAAAAAGUUGAAUUACUAAUAUACCGUGAUGAAGACUGGACCUACGAAAAGUAUUCUUUUGAUAUUUCCGAUGAUUGUCUUUUAGCCAUUGCAAGAAGAGGCAAAGAUCCUUAUCUAUUGGAAUGUGAACAACAACUGAGAACUGCUCUAUAUUCACUAUCAGAAAGGUGUAAAUCUUUUGAAAAGUUACCUGAAGAUGCUAGGUUUAGAAUUCAAUUGCAUACAACACAAAGCGCUUUUAUGGAGACGUGUUGUGGUCCUGCAUCUCAGGACUUCCCAUGGUUGCAAACAGAAAACGACGGUGAUGGUGGUUUCCGGGAGGUCAAAUUACUUCCUAUAUGUACAAUUAAUUCCACCGGUUUGAAGAUAAAUGCCUUCGUUUAAUAAAUUUAAUAUAAGCUGUUAACUUUAAUGUAA
Episyrphus balteatus (marmalade hoverfly) is the source of this 710-nucleotide messenger RNA. It is a transcript of the gene PolZ2, whose product is annotated as DNA polymerase zeta subunit 2. The coding region runs from base 81 to 677 and encodes 198 amino acids. NCBI's taxonomy places the organism in Eukaryota, Metazoa, Arthropoda, Insecta, Diptera, Syrphidae. Gene Ontology annotation, cellular component: zeta DNA polymerase complex. The transcript is spliced from 3 exons. The record is from RefSeq and is a predicted model, not a curated record.